Molecule: messenger RNA, 2256 nt
Organism: Capsaspora owczarzaki ATCC 30864
Lineage: Eukaryota; Filasterea; Ministeriida; Capsasporidae
Exons: 6
Coding region: 1-2256 (751 amino acids)
Source: RefSeq, a predicted model, not a curated record
AUGAGUUCGGCCGGUUCCAAGCCCGCCUUGGUGGCCUCUUCUUCGGCUGCUUCAAAGCGUCAAGCAGCGAACUCUCCUGGAGGUCAUGUCGAUAAGCGUGGCAGAACCCAAAGCAACGAUGAGGACGACGAUGAGGGCAACGAUACCCAGCCGGUUUCGACGAGAGCUUGGCUGUCUCCUAUUCUGCCCAGUCGCAAUGAGCUCAUCACCUCGCCUGAUGAUCUUGCGACCCUUCUCGCGACUCUUCCCGGGGCUGAGGCACGAGUGCCUGAUCCACAACUCACGAUCACGCGGGCACGCCACUCCAUCGACAGUUUGCUCGAUCGGUCGGAAACAGAAGCAUCCAUUACCGCAGCUCUGGAACGCUUCAUCGAGGCUGUCCGCGAGCGCAGUACUGAACGCUCGAGGUAUCCAAUCGCACUUCUUGCGGCGCUUCCCGGCUGUGGGAAGACCCGUAUGUGCUUGGAGGUGAUGGAUCGGAUCGUCCCAGCAUUCUGCUCGCAACGUCACAUCCCAUCCCUGUGCCUAUUCUUGAACUUCAAUUCCGAUGCCGCGAGCACAUGGAGGAGCUACGAGGAGUCCGCACGUCACCCUCAGCAUGCCAUUGCAAGGCGGUUGCUUCAGAGCUAUUAUGGUGGGGCAGAAAUUACCACCAACCGCGACAUUUCUGUGAACGCUGCCUUGAGCCUCAUCCGCCGGACAGAGGCCCGACGACAACAGGUUCUUGAGCAACGUUUGCACAUCUUUAUUGCAAUGGACGGGGCGACUCGUCUCGUUGGAGCGCAUGUUGCGCCACAAUUCCAAGAACCCGAUCAUGCGGGGUUGUCCCUUGAACAAGCGAACCGUCGCUUCUGGAAACAAGCGCUGACUGAUCUACAAGUUGCAUGCCGAUCGUUCACAACUCCAACGUGGAUGCUCGUUGCUGGCACGAUGUCGAGUGCUCUGAAGCAAGCGGUAACGAAUUCAAGGUUUUUUGUGCUGCCGGUACCGCUUUCGCCGCUCCGUGCUGUCUAUGCAGCACGGCUUCUGGACAUUGCCGAUCCGAAGGCCCCGUCUUCCCGCCUCCUACCAUGGCGUGUCAACUCGAAGCUGAUGGCUCGAAUCGACCAGGCUGCUGGGCUACCUCGUACACUGCUGCACAUUAUUGACCCGACAACAUUUCUGGAUACCAGGAGCAGCGUCUCCAUCGAUGACGCAACACUUGAGCGGGUUGUCCGAGAUGGUGUCCAAGGGUCAAUCAUGCAGCAUGAUAGCGAUUUCCUCGAGUCUGAAGCGUUGCUGAUUUACCGCAAACAAGCCCCAGUAUUCCAUCCGGACAUAUCCCGGGUGGAGCGACCAACCACAGCCCCAGCAAACUUGGUGAUGGCAGCAAUGAUGUCGACUCUCCACAAGCUCCAAGGGCCGGAUCCAAACAAGGCGUUCGACCUCUGGCAAUCGUGGGAAGCAUUUUGUGCCAUCAUCACAAAUCUGCGAAUUCUGUCGGCAAUUGCAGCACACCCCAACUCUGAGUACGUGCAAGUAACCAAUCUGUUUCCAGGCAGCACCAGCUCGCGGUUGCCAGAGUUUUUCGUUAACGCUUCUGCAUGGAGGGACUAUUCGGAGGACAACCCGGAUCGGCGCAAUCAACCUGUUGAUGGCCGGGUCUGCUUGACUCCUGCAGGAUACACCGGUGUCGACAGUUGGUGCACAGUCUAUGUGAAGGAUAACAAUGGCGAGUAUACGCCAGCCACGCUGGCGCUGCAAGCCAAACUCGACCAAGUGGAGGACUGCGUGCCUCUUUCAACACAGAUCGAAUAUAUCGAAAAAGCGCAGCUCAAUUGCCCAUCGUCGACUACCAUUGUGGCGCUGUUGACAACCGCUCGGAUGGACAAAUUCGAUCCUUCGGAUGUUCCUCCAAAUGCGUUCAUUCUGCCUCGGCAGGGAUAUAAGGAGUUCGUGGCGUGCUUUGAACUUAUUGCGGAUAACGUAUGGGCGUACAACCCGCACUUGAGCUCGAUUCCGCGUCUCGCAAGUCAAUUCUACGGCAAAGGGACGACACUUGCCCAAGCUCGGGCGAUCGCUGAGGUGGUGAAUGCGUCCCAGUCAUUGGAUCCCAAGAAGCAGUUUCGAACAAUCCGAGAUCUGCGCACGUACUUAGAGAAGCAUGCAAGGGUCCCCAACUCGGGCUUCACAAUCCAAUCGAUUCCGAAAGACGCUGUGCUUGGCUGGCCGUACGCGGACGACCUUGUCAUGGAAGACAGCUCGAUUACGCGUUGA